This is a messenger RNA of Rhinocladiella mackenziei CBS 650.93, 3372 nucleotides long. RefSeq lists its product as uncharacterized. The record is from RefSeq and is a predicted model, not a curated record. The coding region runs from base 1 to 3372 and encodes 1123 amino acids. NCBI's taxonomy places the organism in Eukaryota, Fungi, Ascomycota, Eurotiomycetes, Chaetothyriales, Herpotrichiellaceae. The transcript is spliced from 4 exons.
AUGGCGACCAAGGCUACCGCCGUUGGGUCGGCUUCAUGGAUCACAGCCGAGAAGGAAAAUGCCGUCCAGUUGCUGCAAAAUGAGAAAGAGGAGGUGGUGUUUCCUGCACAACAUCAGCUCGAAUGGCUCAACGAGCAUAUGGCCGAGAUCUUUAGCAAAAGCCAUGUUGAUGUGACCAAUGUCUUCAAAACGCCGGGAAAGAUGCGAGGGAAGACACCUCGUACAGCGAGAAAGCGCAAUGUUCAAGACGCAAGAAUACCUUUGAGCGAUGUCUUCUCGUCCAAACCCUUACCACGCCAAAGCCCUCCAAAACAGGCGAAUCAGACCAAACUUCGAUUCGAGAUCGCUACCGAUGUGGUUGAAGAGAACCAUCCACCCGGUAAAUCCCAGACGGACUCUGGUUACCAGGGUUCCAGUCAAGAUGACAUGGAAAUUGACACCGAGGUCCAUGCCUCCCCCAAAAUAAAACCGACCCAGACGCAGGCUGCAGAUGUGGAAGACAUUGCGGCUCAUCAUCAGAACACCGAGGACUCUGAGAACGAAGAGCAUCGCACGACUGACGGGUCAUUUCACUCGGCGAAAGAGGAUCAAACAACGAAAGUGGUGGGCACGGAAGCUACAACAAGGGAACUGGGACCGCAAGUUAUACAAGAUGACACCCGGCAGGAUGUUCAGAACCGGCAAUCUGAAGAGCAGCCCGCCGAUAUUCACCAUGACUUGGAUGAAAUUGGUUCUCCCUCUGACGAGUCGACACCCGACCGGCCCUUGGUGAGGAAAGGCAGUCUUACUUUUGCUGCCCUUCCCGCACGAGAACCUCUGAAGACUAGUAUCGGGGCGAGAAUAUCACGGACCAGUCAACUUGAACCGCCUCGCUCAAACCGGCCGAAUUCGUAUGGAGUCCGACAAGCUGUCACGUUGAAUCAUGCUGAACGGAAAUCUACUCACGAAAACAGCAAGGAUCCUCCCGUGAAUGAUUCGGAAGAUGAUGAGGAAACCCAGACGGCCCAAAACUACUCCAAGUCGUCCACACAAAGGCUCCACGAAAAGAUCGAUAUGCUGGGAAAAGCUCCUCCUCCGCGGCCGUCCAAAUCCAUCCCAUCAACUGCCCCAUUGGCUAAUGUGAAAAACCCGGACCGCGCAGAACGCAUUGGUGCUCAUACAACCUCCAAUGAUGAUGAGGACGACUGGAUAAAGCCGUUGACCUCACCCAACGCGCCCAGAUAUUCUCCCGCAAAGGGCUUGGUGACGAACAAUGAGGCGCAUUCGGAUGAGGAAGAAUUUGACGUCCGAGCCCCCGAAUUGAUUGCGCAUGAGGAGCGGACGCGGACUCCGGUCCGGAUGUCUCCUGGACCUGGCAAGAUCAUGCCUGGUUUUGGCCAUACCAAAUCGGCGUCGACGGCCACUUUGGCCUCGCCAGCGAAAGCGGCGAUGACACUUCCAGCGAGCCCGGCGAAAUCGAUAUCGGUCUCGAAUCCCACACAGGCCACGACCACUCCACAAGGCUCUCCGAGACGCUAUUUAGAUUUGAGUGCCUCCAAGUCGAAGCUGCAGUCUAUCAUGAAGACGGCGAAGGGCCUCUUCACGACCAGUGCGAGCGUUUCCGCCGCUGCGAAGCUGGAGACAUUGUCACCAAAUGCGCUGAAGGCUGCAGCAAGUUCUAUGCCGGGACUGUAUCCCAACCUCAAUGAAUUGAUCGAGGACAAGCCUUUACCGGCAACUCCACCCAGGGAAUGCCGGAAGACCCGCAGUUCCACCGAGAGAGAAAAGGAAGAGAAACGAAAAGAGAAAGAAGCCCAGCUGAUGCAACGAAUGGAUGACCAAUUGGAAAAAGCUCGAGAGAAAGAACGGCGAAAGGCUGCAGAACAAAAGCUCGCCCAGGAAAAAAUAUCGCGGUCGAAAACAAUCGAGCAUACAAGGCCCCAGGGUCAGGCUGAGGAGCACGCACCACACGAACCAGUCGAACCAGCGCCACCGGUUGCAAAGCCCGCUCGACCGUUAAGGCCUGGACGAGAACCACCGGUCAACAAAGCGAAGCCUGCUCCUGUAUCGAUUCGUGUCGGAACGAUGUCACAACGAAUGCCGAUCAAUUCUGCACACGCGGGCUCGAACACACAAGAGACCUAUUCCGCGGAGCCGAAACGUCCGGGAUUGAAUAAGAAGGCCAGCUCCGCCUCGCUGCAGUCGACCACCUCGAGCACCUUCAAAUCAUCUGUCCACGGUCAGCCAACCAAACCGAGGGCUCUUCUGGCCGCCGAACGAAAGAAGGAACAGGACGAACGCGAGGCUCAGAGAAAGCUGGAGCAAAAGCGAGAAAUUGAACGCAAGCGAGCUGCUCAACAAGAAGAGGCCCGAAAACAGGAGCAGAAGCAACGGGCAGAAGCCGAAAGACGAGAAAGAGAAAGGCUGGCCGCGGAGCAAGCUAAGAGACAGGCUCAGCAACAAGCGAUUGAAAGAAAGCGUCAGGAGGCCGCUCGAAAGGCAGAGCAGCAACGAUUGGAACGUGCCGUAAACGAAGCCGCUCAAUCGGGACCUUCUUCGCGACUCGGUGGUCAAACUCUCAGCCGGUCUUUGAUCAACCAUCCGCUGCCGACAAACCCGGCGAAGCCUGCAAAGAGACCUCUGGAGGACGAGGCGACGUCAUCACGACCCCCCAACCCGAAAUAUGGAGUGGGGUUGCCCCAGGCCGAUGCGAAGAGGCGAAAGACUGAGGAUGAAAGCACCGCUGAACCUGCCUCUCGCCCGGUGGUCUCCGGUGCCCCUAUUCGACAAUCACAGCUUGGAAAGAAACCGUCGACCUUCAACCACAGCACUUACACACAGGCACAACCUUCUUCGUCUCAUCUCGGCCAAUUUCCUCCGCCUCCCAGUCGUGCGGCUCCCCCACAAAUGCAGCAAUAUGCCACGGGAGCUAAAAUUCCUUUCGCGGAUGCUCCCAAUCCGCCGGCGCCUACCAAGACACCCGUCCCGAUGAUGCAGCAGCGGACGAUCCAGCCCGUCAAAUCAUCACCACAAUAUCCCAACGGCGAGUCUAUUCAUUUGCCCGAAAUUCCAACCGACUCGGAAGACGAAGAUUCUGACGACGAAGGCAACGCAUUCCCCAUUCCCGACUGGGCCACUCCUGGUCACCUAACAGAACAGCUCAUCCGGCAAGAAGGAAUGGACGGAGACGCUGUCUUUGGACCGAUUGCACCGCUGAAGAUGGAGGAGAUCUUCGCGAAGGGAAACAAAGAUAGACUCAAGCGACUUCGAGACCGGACGAGUAGCGCCAAUUGGGCUUUUAGUGGCGAUGGAUUGACGCUCGAAGAAGUCAGGGCAGAUCGCGAAUUACGAGAACGUAUGAGGAUCGAGGGAGGAUGGAGGUUUGGUUCCUGA